AACAAACUGCAAAGCAUAUUCGUAGAUUUUUUGAAGUGAUAGUUAUUUUAGCAUGGUGGUUUGACGUAUCAAUAUACAGUCAAGGUGUCCCGUGCAUAAUUGUGUGUGUGACACAUUGUUGAGUUUAUAUUGUUGAAGGCUGGUGCCUGUGUAACAUAGCAUAACCUCGAAUAUGUCUGAGGAGGUAGUCGAGAAACCUAAUAAAAAUGAUCUACACAGUGAAUUGAUCAAAAAAUUGACCAGUUUGUUGAACAAUGAGAAUACAGAUGAUGCAUUGAUCCUUAUUAACGACGAGCAGUUUUCUGCUUCUCUUGUGGAUUGUUCAUGGGAUCUGAUACCAAUAGCUUCCGGGUAUCUAAACAGUUACAAUAUUAAAAACAAACCGGACUUAUUUCAAUGCUGUGUAACUCUGCUCGAAAAUAUUGCCAGUCGCUGCGAUCCAGCAGAAACACUCUUGGAAUUCAUUGAACAAGCAGAGUGUCUGGAUAACGAUACAAAGUUCUGCACUAUCCUAAGACCAAUUGCCACAUGUUUGAAAAGGCUGGAAGGAUCAAGAGGUAGAUCUCUGGAGUGGUGUAUCAACACAAUAAAGUCUCAUGUCAGCGAAUUACCAGUUCCUGAAAAUCAAAAGCUAGAAGGAGAUGAAAUUGUUCUUCUAGACACUGAUCCAGCUGUGUUUAGAAUUGUUAAUGUUUAUCAGGCAAUUCUACCAUUUUUGAAGUUAUUUAUCUCUGAAGUAUCUCUCUCACAUGGUGAAAUUGUUAUAGCUAAUCAAAGAGAACUCCUUUUGAGUUCUAUGAUCUCUUUGCUUGGCAAACCAUUUUGCUACCUAGAAUUCGAAGAUAAAAAAAGCCUGAGGAGAAUGCUUGCAGAUGAUAUUCUCAAGUGCAUAACUCAUUUGACUGGAAAUCCAUUUCGGUUCUUCGAAUAUGUAGAAAAAAGAAUAAUGCAAGUAUCCAACCCAAAAUCAUUUAAAGAAGACUAUAUAGAAAAGGACUAUUCUUCCACCAAAGAAGCCAAUCAUCUCACAGAUUUAUUCACUCCCACAGACAUGAUUUCUGAUUUAGCAUAUGCUAAUUUUUAUUAUCUUAUCCUUGGAAGUGAUUUACAAUUACCUUGGGUUCCUUGUGUGUAUCAUCCACAUUAUGUACUUCAAAAUUGUCUUUAUUUGUCAUCCUGUUUGUUGAAAAACCCAGAAUAUUUGUUGAUUUUAAAAGGCUUAGCGCUUAUAAAGGCAGCUCUUGUUAGGAUAGACCCUUUUUCGGUUGAUACAGAUGCCUUGGAGUUGAAAAUCUACUCAAAGUUCAUUGAAGAUUUGAGUCAAGUUAUGAUUUACUGUGAUGUUCGUGAACAGAGAGAGAGUUCGUUUGAGGUUUUUAAACUUUAUUUUAGAAUUUUCACUAUGGAAGCCAAAUAUCUACUGAUAAUACAUUUGUAUGAUGUUUUCAAUCACUCAGGACUGCGUAGCUGCCUUACAAGUAUUGUAAAAGAUUCUGUAAUAAAAUGUCUAGAAUCUGAUCCAAUAGAUCCAAGUUUCACAGGCAAACGUAUUUAUGCUUUAUUGGUCAAAGCCUGUAAGAUGCCAUUUUUGAGUUCGUCGGACUUGGUAGAGAUUUCAGAUGAGAUAAUUGGAAGUUUGAAUUUCAUCAGAUUUCUAGUAAUUCGCGAUAAAACAAAUUUAACUGGCGUUUGGAAUUUUACAGCCAAGCUUGAAACAGAUUUCAUACAUCCCCUUCGUGAAGGAUUAAAUAUGUCUCGGGCUCAUUACCAACUCAAGAUAAAAGAUCUUGAAGCACAAGAUAAAUUUAAUAAAUCCCAAACCCAGAAUGAAGCUAGCAAAUCUAAUGACAAAAUUAGUAUUACAGUAGGAGGCAAAACUUUGCCAACUAUGCCGACUAGAGAAAAAAUCAACUUUUGUUUACAAGCUAUGAAUGCCUUUGAUGUAAUGGAAAGCAUUUUGAUCAGGGUAAAUGAAUGCAUUGAACAGCGUCUAUUGAAAUAAACAUCAACUUUCCGCAAUUGUGUUGUUAAUAGAUGUGAAUCUAUGUGUAUUUCUAAAUUUAUGUGCAUGUGUUUUCUAUUCAUGCCAACUGUAAGUGAUUGGUAACUAUUCAUUUUCUGCAAGUGAUGUACUAUCUUCAAGUUAUUCCUCAGAUAUCAAUAAACCUGUAAAUUUUGUAUCUUUCAAUAAACUGUAUCAUAUAUUA
Molecule: messenger RNA, 2207 nt
Organism: Athalia rosae (coleseed sawfly)
Lineage: Eukaryota; Metazoa; Arthropoda; Insecta; Hymenoptera; Athaliidae
Product: glomulin
Exons: 1
Coding region: 173-2002 (609 amino acids)
Cellular component (GO): cytoplasm
Molecular function (GO): ubiquitin-protein transferase inhibitor activity
Source: RefSeq, a predicted model, not a curated record